UGGUGUGCUUGGCUCCGGUCUCCACCAUCUGACCACCUUGGUGGCACAGCUCGGGGCUGCCCACCCUUGCUGCGAGACUCACGUGAAGCGUGUCUGGUUUUAAAAGGAGGGCCCCAGCUUAUGUGUUGCGUUUUGUUAUUUGACCACGAUAUCUGUUACGUACUAAUUUCCUUUAAGACUUGUGAUGAAGUUGGUAAACCACAGCCUGCCGCGAGUUCUCUCCGGGCUGGUGCCUUCCGCUGCCGCACACUCUUGACAUGUCUGUUCCCAGUUUGGGCAGCCCAGUCGUGCUCAGUCUCCAGCAACAUGGACCAAAGGGAGAUUCUGCUGCAAAACCUGGAAAGGGCACAAGACAAGAAGCUCAACCGAGACAAGUUUGCAGAGGAGUUUUUGAAGCUGAAAAGGCAGUCAACAAAGUACAGAUCAGAUAAAAUCUACCCUACAGCAGCAUCUGAGCAACCAGAGAACAUCAAGAAGAACAGAUACAAGGACAUCUUACCCUUUGACCACAGCAGAGUGGAGCUGUCCCUAAUUACAUCAGACACAGAUUCUCACUACAUCAAUGCCAACUUCAUCAAGGGCAUCUAUGGGCCAAGAGCGUACAUUGCAACCCAGGGUCCUCUCCCCACUACUGUCAUUGACUUUUGGAGGAUGAUUUGGGAGUAUGAAGUCCUGAUUGUGGUCAUGGCUUGUAUGGAGUUUGAAAUGGGAAAGAAGAAAUGUGAGCGGUACUGGGCAGAGGUGGAUGGCUCUCCCCUGCAGUGCGGUCCUUUCUCCAUUGCCUGUAAAGCUGAAGAGAAGAAAAAUGAGUAUGUGAUUAGGAGGUUAAAGGUGACCCUGAAUGAGGAAAUCCGCACCGUCUACCAGUUCCACUAUAAAAACUGGCCUGACCACAAUGUUCCCUCAUCUAUUGACCCCAUCCUGGAGCUCGUUGGCGAGAUUCGCUGCUACCAGCCAGGUGACAGCGUCCCCAUCUGCAUCCACUGCAGUGCAGGCUGCGGGAGAACAGGAGUCAUCUGUGCAGUCGACUACACGCAGAAGCUGCUGAAGGAUGGGAUUGUUCCAGUGAACUUCAGUGUUUUUAGUCUGAUCCAGGAAAUGCGCACACAAAGGCCUUCCAUAGUGCAGACCAAGGAGCAGUAUGAGCUGGUUUAUGAUGCAGUGAUUGAGCUCUUCAAAAGGCAGAUUAAAGCACUCGAUGCCCAGGAAGAUUCUGCUGCUUCACAGGUACAAGCAAAGCAUCCUGUAGUCAAGCCACUUCUGAGUCCAGUGGAAGAUAUUUAUGCCCUGAGUUUAUUAACCUGCUCAGAGCAAGAGAAGCAAGAUGUGCAUCAGCGUUGUCCUCCGGUGGUACAAGGCAAAGCAUCCCUGACAUCGUUGUCUGCCACAGGAGUACAUGAGAGCUCUGGAUGUGGAGUCCCUCCCAUCAGACAGGCCACCUCCUUCAGCGCUUUGAACUUCAUCACCUGCAGGAAGGCAGCAAAUGCUGAGAAGUGGGGCACUGGGGAUGCUCUUCAGAAACACCAUAGUUUGGAGUUCAACCACAUCUCUCCUGAGCAGCUGCCUCUGAACCUGGAGCCAACGGGAGCAGGCAGGAGAGGACCUCAUGGCAGAGCACCUCUGACAUGGACUGCAUCGACCCCUUUUGUGCUGGCACAGCGGGGAAAAGGCUGGGAAUGGGACAGAGGGGAUGCAAAGCCUGUUUUGAGUUCACAGUUGCCAAAUGCCUGUUCCUCAAGCUUUCGGAUGAAGAAGCAGUACGGAUUUUCCCCUGUUGAGCUGAACCACUUGAGGAAAGAAGUGGAUGGCCAUCCAAGCCACAGGGACUAUGGGCAACGUCCUUACUCUUGCUUCUGCUCAGCAGAAGACCCCUACUUCUCUUCACUCUCCCCAGAUGAACCCACGUCCCCGGUGUUUACUGCGUGCUUUGUGGAGGGCCAGGAUGCACUUCUCCCUCCUUGUGCUGUGAGUGCCCCACCACAGCCUGCUGUGGCCAGCUCCCUACCAUCCAGAUCUGCAUCUCACCACACUCCCCUGCUGAAGGAUGAGAGGAUAUCCUCCCUGACCACACUGCCAAAGCCAGAUGAUGAUGAUCCUCCACCCCUGCCUGAGCGAACCCCCGAGUCCUUUAUUGUGGCCAGUGACUCUGGACAACUUCCUCUGGCAACUUCUGAUUUCCAGCUUCCAGCCAGAAACACACAUAUCGGAACCUCUCUGGAGUGGGGUGGUGAGUCUCACUCAGAGGUGUUCAAUGACUUAGUGAGACUGAGACCAUGUAAGAGCGUGAAGCUUCAGAGCCCACAAACAGAGACAACCUGGGAUUGCUCUAGCUCUCCUCCCCCGCUUCCUGAAAGAACCCCGAAGUCAUUUGUUCUUGCUGAUGCUGCAAGUCUGCAACCUGCUGCAAGAAAUUCUACGUGUCCUGUGGGCUUGGAGAGCAAUGCUGCCAAAACAUCAUCAAAAGAGUCUACUAAAUGCUUCAGGAGAAGCAAGAGCUUGAAAAUACUGAAAAGCAUGAGGAAGAGCAUCUGUAGUCCAUCUUCACUGACAAAAGCACCAGAUUCUGCCCCGUCAAACGAUUCAAGGUCCUUCCUUAACUUUGGCUUUGCAAAUCGAUUUUCAAAACCUAAAGGACCAAGAAAUCCGCCACCAGCAUGGGAUAUUUAGAAGGAUGGAUUUGAGCUUUCUGAAACAGCAGUGGAAACUGGUGAUAGGAUCUAGUGAAGACUACCGAAUGGUAUGGAAGGCCAACAGAGUGGACCAAAGCGGAAUGAGACUCCGGAUCGUGUAGCCACAGCAUCUGUGUGACUUCACUCACCUGUGUAGGUUUGCCAUAAUCAAAGACACUUACAGAGUCAAAUUCCUUAAAUGUUUACAUCACUUGGACUGAAAAAGAUGAGCAUCUCAGAUUUCAGAAAUAAUUUUUAAGUUUUUUUUCAUUUGAGUGAAUCAGUUUAUCUAGAUUUUUGGUCACUAAGACCAAGAUGCCGAUUGAUCAUACAGAAACUAAGCCAGUCUACCAGGCUGCAGAAUUCCCUGAUCAAACUGCCCUUGCUGUCUGAAAAAAAAAACCCCAAACCCAAAACACCACCACAGCAAGCAAAAUAUUGUGGUUUUAAAGCAAUGCAGUUUUUAAGGAUUUGUGACUGUAGCACAAAAUUUCAGAUGGUUAUCUCAGAUGACAAGAUUUCUAGACAAAUUCCACUGCUACUUAUAUCCUCAGUGGGGAGGGAUAAAGAUGUUGAAAAUGACUUUGUAUGAUUAUUUUUCUGUAGAAAGAGGAAAACAAAGUAGGUUUGAUUUUUUUUAAAAAAGGUUUCCUUUUUUUGUUUUUUCCCUUUUAUUUAAAAAAAAAAUAAAUAUCUACCUG
This is a messenger RNA of Strigops habroptila (Kakapo), 3370 nucleotides long. RefSeq names its product protein tyrosine phosphatase non-receptor type 22 (gene PTPN22). Gene Ontology annotation, biological process: positive regulation of toll-like receptor 9 signaling pathway; positive regulation of toll-like receptor 7 signaling pathway; T cell differentiation. The transcript is spliced from 22 exons. Gene Ontology annotation, molecular function: non-membrane spanning protein tyrosine phosphatase activity. NCBI's taxonomy places the organism in Eukaryota, Metazoa, Chordata, Aves, Psittaciformes, Psittacidae. Bases 121 to 2667 code for a protein of 848 amino acids. Gene Ontology annotation, cellular component: nucleus; cytoplasm. The record is from RefSeq and is a predicted model, not a curated record.